CUUUCUGAAGAUCCCACACUCACUGCAGUAAGAGAAAAAAUAAAUAUAGAUCAGGAAAAUUUGGUUUAGGUGUUUCACAUUACUUGUCCAGCUCAACCGAAACUGAAUGAUUUCUUUUGCAUGUAACAGAACAUCUGUUUCUGUAACAGAUAACGUUUAGUGUUUCUGACAAAAAAAAUUAAUAGAUGCGACUCUAUACGAUUGGUCGGUAUGAGAUGAGAGACGUCGUGACGUCACGUCGUUUAAAGACAGCGACUCAGUGAUGUUCAGCAGAACCAAAAAAGUUGCAGAGCACUACCGAUAGAACGCGCGUGAAUGUUGUAUCAGCAAUCUGCACACACUGAUCUGUAAACUCAGAUCGCGUCUCCAGAAUUUUCUUUCAACACUGCGUUUCCUUGUCUUGAGUGUCGGAUAUCUGUGCGGUGGUUCUGAGGAUUUAUUUGGGCGAUCUGAUACUCUGGGUUGUACAGAUUUCUACAGCCAUUUCUGUGAUGCAUAUGAACUGGACAGAGAUGCCUAUCCAUAACUUCUCCAUGGGUAACGGGUCAGAGGAAGACUAUUAUGAUGAAUAUGAUGAUGAGCAUGCAGAACUCAGGCAAUCACUCAACAUCAUGUCACUCAUAGUCUACUGUUUAGCCUUUGUGCUUGGAGUGGUUGGGAAUGGCAUUGUGAUCUGGGUGUCUGGAUUCACGAUGAAGAAGACAGUGAAUACAGUUUGGUUUCUCAACCUGGCAGUAGCAGACUUCCUUUUCACUGCCUUCUUGCCUCUCAGUGUGGCUUACACAGCCAUGGGCUUCCACUGGCCAUUUGGACGCUUCAUGUGCAAGCUCAACAGCACACUCAGUUUCCUCAACAUGUUUGCUAGUGUGUACAUCCUAGUGGUGAUUAGUGUGGACCGUUGCAUAUCAGUUGUGCAUCCAAUAUGGGCACAGAACCAUCGAAGUGUCAGCUGUGCAUCUGGACUGAGCCUUGGUGUCUGGGUAUUUGCUUUACUUUUGAGCUCUCCCUACUUUGUCUUCAGGGACACUGCUCCAGAUUACAAUAAUCCAAACAUUAUCAACUGCUUUAACAACUUUGCCUUUUCUGAUGAUUAUGAGACUACAGAGGUGGUGGAGCUCCGUCUCCUGCGACACCGUGCUAUGAUCAUCACACGUUUUCUCCUGGGGUUUGUUGUGCCUUUUUCAAUCAUUGUCUCCUGCUAUGCAAUCAUCAUCCAUCGCCUCAAAAGAAACCGCUCAAUGUCUGGUCGCACAGGGCGCCCUUUUAAAAUCAUUGCUGCUGUGAUCACAGCUUUUUUCUUAUGCUGGGCUCCAUACCACAUCCUGGUGCUGAUCGAGAUGGCUCACCACAUGGCCCCCAAGAAUAGCCCAACCCUGGAGCAUAUAACUACUAUUGGCAUUCCCAUAGCCACUAGUUUGGCUUUUCUCAACAGCUGCCUGAACCCAUUAUUGUAUGUGUUCAUUGGUCAGGAUUUCAAAGAUAAGGUGCGGAAGUCUAUAUUGAAAGUGCUGGAAACAGCAUUCACAGAGGAGGUAUCACGCACUAACACCUGCACAAACUCCAUGCUCAACACCCGCAUCAAAGAUCAAGGAAGUAAGUCCUUUUCUGAUGUAGAGCUGUAAGAAACAGAUGCAAAUGGAUUUUUACCCAGUAGAGGGCACACUUCACUGCAAUUUUGGCAACUAUAAGAAACAACCUUAGAAUGCAUACAGCAUAAAGGACAGAAAUAAAAACUGCAAGCUGCAAACAUUUUGGUCCAUGACUAACUAUAACACAACUUUUAACAGCAGUACAGCUCAAACUUAUGUAUAUAUGGGUAGUGUCUCUAAUCCACUGCUUGGUCAAUAUUUUGGAAGAAGAUAGUCCUUGGUCUUGAAGAAAUCAAUAGCUGUUCCUCAUACUGAAGCAAAAGAGCUACAAAAUAUCACUGUCAGCUUAAACACAAAGAAAGUAUAAAAUUUUAGGUGAUAAGUAUGGAGGUCCAGAAAGGCCAUGAGUUUUUUCUUUUUUUGUACUGUUAUUUUGAGAUCACAACUUAUUUUUCUUGUCAUCUCAAAAUAUCAAAAGCUGGGUUUUUUUUUGUUUGUUUGUUUGUUUUUAGAUCACAACUUAUUUUUCUCAUUAUGUCAAAAUGCAUUUUUAGGCAUAUAUGAUAUACAUCAACUUUGAGCACAUAUGUUUUUACUUUAAUCAGGGAUUAACACGAGAAAAAAGCUGGUGCAAUGAUAGAGAGUUGCAAUAUAUGUAUAUUUCCACUUCAGGAUCAAUAAAAUAUAUAUAUAUGUCUAUCUUAUAUUUAUGAUCGCUAGACAUUUUCCAAAUUAGUGUCCAUCACUUGGGAAGGCGACUAAGAAGUCUGCAACUAUUUUGUUUUUCUGUUACAUUAUAGUGAUCUUGAAUGGGUGGUCAAUUUCAUUGCCAGCCUAAUUGAGGGACCAGGACAUCUCCAUGGUUAUUUCACGAUGCUUAAGAGAUGCUGCAUAGAUGAUUUGCGGUUCACGAGACAAGUGGUGAUCAAAAUGUUUGAAAAUAUGAUGUAAUUACUGCAGAAACACCAUAAUACCAAUUAUAUGACAAUGUGCCACUGGCCACAAUAAAGUAAUGCUAGUAUGCUACUGCUAUGCCACUGGCCACAAUAAUGUAAUGCCAGUAUGCUACUGCUACAUGAUCUUGGAAAAUAACUUUUGUUACUGCGAAUUCACAAGAACAAUAAGGUAUGAGCUCAAGAAAACAUCUUUUGUUAUAUUGAGACCGCAAGAAAAAUAAGUUGUGAACUUGAUAUAACAGUACUGAAAAAAAAUAAGUAACUCAUGGCCUUUCUGAACUUCCAUACACAAGACAUUGUUUUAUAAGGCAAAGUUGACUUUGUUUUUUGUGGGAUUACCAAAAAUGCAUGGUAUUGUUAGUAUUCCAGGCUGCUGACAGUUGGAGUUGGGCUCCACAUGACAGCACAUUUCUGAAAUUCUAGGAUGGGCAGCUAUCCAAGAUGCAUUUUUUUUUCGUUGCUAAAAAAAGAAGUAUUGAUAGCCAAAAUAUACUACAUACGUUUUACUUUAGUGCAAUUUGAGUGUUUCAAAGCGCAUAUAGGGCUUAAGAGUGAACUAGGCAUGAGAAUUAAAUUGUUAACAUACAUUUGAUCUGUUCUGUACUGAAAUAAUAUGAUAAAUUACCAGCAAGCAUCUUACCUAGAACUAUAUUAUUAUUUUUGUAUGUUUUAAUAUUACAGUUGGUAUUAUAAUAAACUGGAUGCAGACUGUUUCUGUACUUCCUCUGUCCUCAGCAUGAUGAAGACCUUUAA
Molecule: messenger RNA, 3298 nt
Organism: Ictalurus furcatus (blue catfish)
Lineage: Eukaryota; Metazoa; Chordata; Actinopteri; Siluriformes; Ictaluridae
Gene: fpr1
Product: formyl peptide receptor 1
Exons: 2
Coding region: 492-1622 (376 amino acids)
Biological process (GO): positive regulation of cytosolic calcium ion concentration; inflammatory response; complement receptor mediated signaling pathway
Cellular component (GO): plasma membrane
Molecular function (GO): complement receptor activity; G protein-coupled receptor activity
Source: RefSeq, a predicted model, not a curated record